Messenger RNA from Notothenia coriiceps (black rockcod), 824 nucleotides. RefSeq names its product delphilin-like. NCBI's taxonomy places the organism in Eukaryota, Metazoa, Chordata, Actinopteri, Perciformes, Nototheniidae. Gene Ontology annotation, molecular function: protein binding. The transcript has 4 exons. The record is from RefSeq and is a predicted model, not a curated record. The coding region runs from base 48 to 824 and encodes 258 amino acids.
AAAACGUAGUCACUUGGAAUGCAAGCAAAGGAUUAUUCGAUCAAAAAAUGUCAUUUGACUUGAAUAUUUUGGCCAAAGUGGUCCUCAGCAUGCCGUCGUCCAACCAAGGCUGGCCUGAGGAGUUCGGCUUCCUGCUGGGCGGCAAUGGCCCCAGCUACAUCCUGUCGGUGGAGGAGGGCAGCAGCGCUCACCUGGCCGGGCUGCAGGCGGGGGACCAGGUCCUGGAGAUCGAGGGCCACAAUGUGUCAACGCUGGGCCCCCAAGCUGUCGUGGCCAUCGCCCAGACUCAGAAGAACAUCCCUCCCAGCAUCGGAGUGGUGUCCCGCAUACAGCAGAUGGACAUCAUACCGGGUCCGGACGGUCGUUUUGGGUUCACCAUCGUAGGAGACUGCCCCCUGCUGGUGGAGGACUGCUCGCCCUGCUCUCCGGCGGGCCGUGCAGGUCUGAAGGCGGGGGAUUACGUCAUGGAGGUGAACGGGAUCCCCGUCCGGCAGCACGAGACGGCCGCGGCGCUGAUCAAAGCCUCGCAGGGCCGGACGCUCCGCCUGGGGGUUCUGUGUCUCGGCCCGUGGCAGAAACACAGCAUCAGCAUAGAGGACAGUCAGGUGGGAGGAGAGGGAGCGAGGCUGGACCGCAAACACAAAGCUCUGGAGUUCAACAGGAGGGUGGAACAGAUUCUAGGUGAUGAACCCGAAGUGAAAGAGAAGCUCUUCACGGCUCUGAAGCAGUACGCAGCGGAGAAGAGAGUGGAGUGGUUGGCCUCGGUGCUGCCAGACAUCCUGAACACUGAAGAGCACCGACAGCUCAUCUCCAACAUCCGGUAA